AGGCGGUCUCGUCAGCUGGAGUGGCUCCGGGUAGAAACGCGAGAGACGUUGGCGAGAAUCAUACAAAUAUCUUUUCAAAAUGCUCGGCUUGGCAAGGACAGCAGCAAGGAACCUCACCCAUAGAUGGUUCAGCACCAACACUUCCCUCCAAGCGCCAACAGUCGCCGUAGUGUUGUCUGGGUCAGGUGUGUACGAUGGUUCAGAAGUCCACGAAGCUUCAGCUGCGUUGGUGUCUUUGACCCGUGCUGGAGCUGAUGUCGUAUGUUAUGCCCCAGAUGCUCCUCAGAUGCAUGUUAUUGAUCACUCCAAGGGUGCACCUUCUGAGAACGAAACCCGCAAUGUGCUAGCUGAAUCUGCCCGUAUUUCAAGAGGAAAUAUGAAGCCCAUUACUGAACUGACAAGUGGAGUUGCUGAUGCUGUGAUUUUCCCAGGUGGAUUUGGAGCUGCUAAGAAUUUGUCAGAUUUUGCUGUUAAAGGAGGGGAUAUGACUGUGAUUCCUGAGGUGGAGCGUGUCUUGAAAGAUUUCCAUGGUGCCAAGAAGCCCAUUGGCCUUUGUUGUAUUGCUCCUAUGCUAGCUGCUAAGGUUCUUGGAGGAAGUGGAGUCACCAUCACGCUUGGGAAAUCAGAUGAUGGUUCAGGCAAGUGGCCAUAUGCAGGAUCCUUGGAAGCAGCAAAAGGCCUAGGAGCUAAUGUAAUUGAGCAGGGUGUGGAUGAAGUCACCAUUGACCAAGCAAACCAGGUCGUCACAACACCUGCUUUCAUGUAUGAGGGAAAGUUCCACGAGAUUCAUGAUGGUGUGGCCAAAAUGGUGAAUGCUGUCCUGGGUCUAGUCAAGAGUUAAUUGACAUCUGGCGCAAUCAUAGUGCAUUGGGUAGUUAUCAACCCUAUAAGGAGCAUUCAAGUAAUAUCUCCCUUGUAAUCAGAUGCAGUAAUGAUUUUAAUCUUCAUGUGAUGUCUUUUAGAAAAGAAAAAAUUCAUCUGUGAUUCAUGGCAAUAACAUGAAGUUGUGUAUUGGUUGCUGCAUUGUUGUAACUAUAUAUGUACUGAAACCCUGACAUGUAUGAAAUGUGAAAUUAAAUAGAAAAAUAAA
Molecule: messenger RNA, 1090 nt
Organism: Penaeus vannamei (Pacific white shrimp)
Lineage: Eukaryota; Metazoa; Arthropoda; Malacostraca; Decapoda; Penaeidae
Product: ES1 protein homolog, mitochondrial
Cellular component (GO): mitochondrion
Source: RefSeq, a predicted model, not a curated record